Cajanus cajan (pigeon pea) is the source of this 2373-nucleotide messenger RNA. Its product is annotated as exocyst complex component EXO70I. The record is from RefSeq and is a predicted model, not a curated record. Gene Ontology annotation, molecular function: phosphatidylinositol-4,5-bisphosphate binding. Gene Ontology annotation, cellular component: exocyst. Gene Ontology annotation, biological process: exocytosis. Lineage: Eukaryota; Viridiplantae; Streptophyta; Magnoliopsida; Fabales; Fabaceae.
CACCGGCGUUUGCAUAUAAAAAGCACCCCAGUUGUCGUUUUGUUUGUUUCCCACAAUCGUUCGCCAUAUGUCUCCUUGUUCACAUCGACGCCCACGCACCUCUUUCUUCAUAUACAACACUCACUCAUUACUCAUCACUCAUUCCGCACCAGCAAUGGCCCCCGAAGACCAAGACCCCACCCUUCUGAAGCUCCACUCUGCGUGCUCCGACAUCAAAACCCUCCUCCGAGCCUCGGAGCAAACAGAGGACAACCUAGGAAAAGCAGAAACGAGGUUGGAGAUUAUGCAAGGGUCGCUGUCGGCGGCUUCUAGAAGAAUCCUCCCCCUGCAGUCCCUGGCCAUGUCGAGGAAGGCGCUGGACACGAGGAUCACGCGGGCGGUGUCCCCGGCGCUGGCGCUGCUGGACACGUUCAAGGCCACGGAGUCGCUGCAGGGGAGGCUGGUGGAGCUGGCGGCGAGGCUGGAGGCGGAGGAGUCGCGGCACCGGAGGGCGGAGAGGCUGGCGGAGUACGUGGCGUGCGUGGAGGAGGUGGGGGCGGGGAUCAACCUCAUAUGCGAGGAGGUGGAGGUGGUGGUGCAGCGCCUGCAGGAGGUGGUGGAGUUCAUUGGGCGGACCAAGGCGGCGGAUCAGGAGCGGAGCGGGAGGCUCAGGGAGGCGCUGGUGGCGCUCAAGGCGCUUUAUGAGAGCGAGGUCGAUGAGAUGAGAUUUGAGGGGAUUCUGGACCAGGCCUUGGUUAGGGUGCAGGAUGAGUUUGAGGAGAUGUUGCUCAGGAUCAAGCAUAGAACCGUUGGGGAUUUCUCCCAUCACCAGUUGGGCUCCGACACUGAGGUUCAAGUGCUUAGACGAAUUUCCACCACUCUUGCUGCUAAUGAUUGUCUUGACAUAUGCAUUGACAUUUACGUCAAGGCGAGAUACAGAAGAGCUGCGAAGGCACUGAUGAAGCUAAACCCUGAUUACCUCCGAACCUACACCCCAGAAGGAAUCGACGAAAUGGAGUGGGAAACCUUGGAGACAGCCAUAACCCUUUGGAUCCAACACCUCGAAGUUGCAGUCAAGAAAGUCCUCCUCUCAGAGAAGAAACUCUGCGAAAGAGUCUUGGGCGAUAUCAUGGAGGGACUAGUGUGGCCCGAAUGCUUCAUCAAAAUCUCCGACAAGAUCAUGGCCGUUUUCUUCCGCUUCGGAGAAGGUGUGGCCCGAAGCAGCAAAGAGCCCCAGAAGUUGUUCAAACUCUUGGACAUGUUCGAAUCCUUGGAGAGUCUCAAAUCCGAGAUGCCACAAAUCUUCGAAGGUGAAUCCGGGUCUGACAUAUGCACCCGGUUCCGCGAGUUGGAGAAACUCAUCAUCGAUGCAUCGAGCAAAGUCUUCUGCGAAUUCGGCCUCCAAAUAGAAGGCAACAUCGACGGUCUUCCACCUCCUCAAGACGGUUCCGUUCCAAAGCUCGUGCGAUACGCCAUCAACUAUCUAAAAUACCUAACCACGGUUAACUACAAGGCAUCCAUGGUUAAGAUUCUACGAACACAACAAACGUGGAAAGGAGUCGAUGGUGAUGAAACGGACGAGGAUUUGUUAAGGCAUGCGAUUUUGAACGUGAUGGAGGCGCUUCAAAGAAACAUAGAGUCGAAACGGUCGUGUUGUAGGGACAAGGUUUUGGUGCACGUGUUCACGAUGAACACGUACUGGUACAUUUACAUGAGGACGAAGAACACGGAGCUUGGUGAGGUGUUGGGGGAGCAAUGCAUGAGGGAAGGUUACAAGGCUGUUGCGGAGGAAUCUGCGUACUUGUAUCAGAAGCAAGCGUGGGGGGGUUUGGUUAGGGUUUUGGACGUUGAGGGUUUGAGGGAGGAAGGGAAGGGGAGCGUAGGGAGGGUGGUGAGUGAGAAGAUUGAGAAAUUUUUGAAGGGUUUGAAUGAGGUUUGUGAGAGGCAUAGAGGGGUGUAUAGUAUACCCGAUGCUGAUUUGAGGGAACAGAUGAGGGAAGCCACGGUGAGGCUUGUGGUGCCGUCUUAUGCUGAAUUUUUGGAGGCUUAUUCGGGGUUGGUGCAGAGAAAAGGGUACCCUAGUGUUGAGAGGGUGAAAGUGUUGGUGGGGAAGGUUUUUGAUGGGAGGAUGAUGAAGAGGAGAGGGUCUGCUUCUGGUGAUUGGAAUGUUGCACGAAACUCUGCGUCUUCGGAGAGGGAUGUUAGAUCAGGCAAUGGUACUGGUGGUGAUGUUUGACUAUUUGAGCCUCGAGGGUUCACAAUAUUGUUUCCUCUUGUCUUGAGAUUCUCACCCUCCAUUUCAGUUUCAUAUAUACAACUAACUGUGUAAGAUAUGAAGUCAUGCACGAAUUCUUUUUUGUUUUGGGAUUGGAACAAAUGAAAUGUUUACUAGAA